AAAAAAAAAGAACUGAGAAAUUGUAAACAGAGCUACGAUGUUCUGAAGGGCGGUCAAGAUCCAACCGAAAAUGGGUGCAUUAUUCUGUUUGUUUCUGAUAGAAAAUGCGUCAGAUCUAUCCCAAGUAUGCUACUAUCUAUCUGAGCCAAGGCCUCUAAUUUUCAGAUCUUUAUCACACCACAAUAACUGAAAAACCAAAUCAAAGAAGAAGACGAACAAGAUGUAUAUGGCAUAUGGCUGGCCCCAGGUGAUCCCACUGGAACGAGGGCUCUGUCCCUCUUCCCAGCGGAUCAUCUACCUCAAGGUCAUCAAUCGCCUAUUGCUAGUCGUCUCCCCUUCUCAUUUAGAGCUCUGGAGCUCUUCCCAGCACAAAGUAAGACUGGGGAAGUACAAGAGGGAUUCGGAUUCGCUGCAGCGGGAGGGAGAGAAUUUACAGGCUGUUUGGAGCCCUGAUGCUAAAUUAGUCGCUGUUCUUACAUCAUCUUUCUUUCUUCAAAUUUUUAAGGUUCAGUUUACAGAGAAAAGAAUACAGAUUGGAGGGAAGCAACCCUCUGGUUUGUUUCUUGCUUCUAUAUCUCUUCUUCUGAGUGAGCAGGUGCCUUUUGCGGAAAAUUACUUGGCUGUGAGCAAUUUUGUAUGCGAUAAUAAACAUUUGCUAGUUGGACUUUCUAAUGGAUCUUUAUAUAACAUCUCAUGGAAGGGCGAGUUUUAUGGAUCAUUUGUACUUGAUCCCCGCUCUCGUGACAGCAGUAAAAGCACUCAUCCAUCAAAUUCUCUUGAUAAUGGUUUCACUUCUGGUGGAGCCCCGAGAGUUAUUAUCCAGGACCAUAAUGUUUCAAGAACGGCUGCUAUUAUUCAAUUGGAGCUUAAUCUUCCAUUGAGGUUGCUAUUUGUGUUAUAUUCUGAUGGACAAAUGGUGUUGUGUUCAGUAAGUAAGAAAGGAUUAAAGCAAGCUGAUUCUAUUAAAGCUGAAAGAAUUUUGGGCUCUGGUGAUGCUGUAUGUGCUUCAGUAGCUUCCGAACAACAAAUCCUUGCUGUUGGCACCAGAAGAGGGGUUGUUGAGUUAUAUGAUCUGGCAGAAUCCACACCUCUUAUUCGUACCGUGUCUUUGUAUGACUGGGGAUAUUCAAUGGAGGAUACUGGCUCUGUCAGUUGUAUUGCAUGGACACCUGAUAAUUCAGCUUUUGCAGUUGGGUGGAAGUUAAGAGGACUUACUGUCUGGUCUGUUUCUGGGUGCCGUUUGAUGUCAACAAUCCGUCAAAUUGGUUUAAGUUCUGUAUCUUCUCCAAUGGUUAAGCCAAGCCAGCAUAGUAAGUAUGAACCUUUAAUGGGGGGCACCUCACUGAUAGAGUGGGAUGAAUAUGGAUAUAGGCUUUAUACCAUCGAGGAAGGAUCUCCGGAGAGAAUUGUUGCAUUUUCUUUUGGAAAAUGUUGCCUAAACAGAGGAGUUUCAGGCACAACAUAUGUCCGUCAAGUGAUUUAUGGGGCAGAUCGAUUGCUUGUUGUGCAGUCCGAGGAUACUGAUGAACUUAAAAUGCUACAUCUUAACCUUCCAGUUUCGUACAUGUCCCAAAAUUGGCCAGUUCAACAUGUGGCCGCCAGCAAGGAUGGAAUGUUCUUAGCAGUUGCUGGUCUCCGUGGGUUAAUCUUACAUGAUAUAAGGGCAAAAAGGUGGCGAGUCUUUGGAGAUAUUACUCAGGAACAUAAGAUUCAGUGCAAGGGUUUGUUAUGGCUGGGGAAGAUCGUUGUUGUCUGCAACUACAUUGAUUCUUCUAACAUGUAUGAGUUGCUUUUUUAUCCUAGAUAUCACCUUGAUCAAAGCUCACUGCUUGGUAGGAAACCAUUGCUUGCCAAACCAAUGGUGAUGGAUGUCUAUCAAGAGUACAUUCUUGUUACGUAUCGACCGUUUGAUGUCCACAUAUUCCAUGUGAAGUUAUUAGGUGAAUUGACACCUUCUAGCACCCCAGAUUUACAGCUUUCUACAGUACGGGAACUCUCAAUCAUGACUGCAAAGAGCCAUCCUGCAGCCAUGCGUUUUAUCCCUGAUCAGCUUCCAAGAGAUGGCAUCCCAAACAAUCAAUUUUCGUCCUCUUCGGCUCUGUUACUUAGAGAGCCUGCGAGAUGUCUGAUACUGAGGGCGAAUGGAGACCUUUCACUUCUUGACUUGGAUGAUGGACACGAAAGAGAGCUCACCAACUCUGUUGAAUUAUUUUGGGUCACUUGUGGUCCAGAGGAGAAAACAAAUCUAAUAGAGGAAGUUUCAUGGUUAGAUUAUGGUCACCGAGGAAUGCAGGUUUGGUAUCCCUCUCCUGGUAUUGACCCUUUUAAACAGGAGGAUUUCAUGCAGUUGGAUCCGGAGCUGGAAUUUGAUCGCGAGAUAUACCCACUGGGGCUUCUUCCAAAUGCUGGUGUUGUUGUUGGUGUUUCCCAGAGGAUGUCAUUUUCAGCAUGCACAGAGUUUCCAUGUUUUGAGCCUACUCCUCAAGCUCAAACUAUACUUCAUUGCCUACUACGACACCUUCUUCAGAGGGACAAAAGGGAGGAGGCUUUACGGUUGGCGCAAUUAUCUGCAGAAAAGCCUCAUUUUUCGCACUGUCUGGAAUGGCUUCUUUUCACAGUAUUUGACACAGAAAUAACCAGGCAAAACAUAAACAAGCACCACGUUUCAGGCCCUAAAUUUGCUAACAACUCAUCUCUUCUGGAGAAGACCUGUGAUUUGAUCAGAAGUUUCCCAGAGUAUUUUGAUGUGGUUGUCAGCGUUGCAAGAAAAACCGAUGGUCGACAUUGGGCAGAUUUGUUUUCUGCUGCUGGAAGAUCAACAGAGUUGUUUGAGGAAUGCCUCCAGCAGAGAUGGUAUCGAACUGCUGCUUGUUAUAUACUUGUAAUUGCUAAACUUGAAGGUCCCGCUGUCAGUCAGUACUGUGCUUUACGUUUAUUACAGGCAACGCUUGAUGAAUCAUUAUAUGAGCUUGCUGGGGAGCUGGUGAGGUUCUUGUUGAGAUCUGGAAGGGAGUAUGAACAGGCAUCCACAGAUUCAGACAGAUCAUCUCCUAGAUUCUUGGGCUAUUUUCUAUUCCAUACAAGUUACCGGAAGCAGUCCUUGGAUAAAAGCAACUCAAUGAAAGAGCAAAGCGCUCAUGUUGCUCCUGUUAAGAAUAUCUUAGAAAACCAUGCUAGUUAUUUAAUGUCAGGAAAAGAACUUUCCAAGCUUGUUGCAUUUGUAAAAGGCACCCAGUUUGAUUUGGUGGAGUAUCUUCAAAGAGAAAGACAUGGAUGUGCUCGCUUGGAGAACUUUGCUUCAGGGCUUGAACUGAUUGGGCAAAAGCUUCAAAUGGGGAUGUUACAAAGCCGGUUGGAUGCAGAAUUCCUCUUGGCUCAUAUGUGCUCUGUCAAGUUCAAAGAGUGGAUAGUUGUAUUGGCUACACUUCUAAGAAGAUCUGAGGUUCUUUUCGAUCUUUUCCAGCAUGAUAUGCGGUUAUGGAAGGCAUAUAGCAUUACCCUGCAGUCGCAUCUGGCAUUUUCUGAAUACCAUGAUCUGCUUGAAGACUUGGAAGAGAAACUUUCAUCAGUUGCAAAUUUGGAAGAGAAAUGAAGGCACAUUUGGAUUUCGAAUCCUGAAUGCUGACUAGGCAUUGUUGCUAAUUGAAAUAAUUCGUCGAGAACAUUGGUGGCCUACCGUGUAAAUGGCCUAGCAUCCAUGGAAUGGAGUGGACAAUGAGAACCAGGAAACUGAAUGGUGGUGGCCGUUUGAUAAAUGAUCGAUUCAAUAGAAAAGAUAGGAUGGAUUGCUGGUGUCAAUGGAAUUACAGAAUUGUUUUUUCAUGUAAUUAAGAAGGAACCAAACUUAUAUGCACAGUUCUUAAUAUUUUCCAUUGUUUAUUCAUAAUCUACAUGUUUUAUAAUCUAUAUAUAUUUAGAGGAGCCGUUGAUGGUUCAAAGAGUUUUUCUGA
Carya illinoinensis is the source of this 3950-nucleotide messenger RNA. RefSeq names its product guanine nucleotide exchange factor subunit RIC1-like. The record is from RefSeq and is a predicted model, not a curated record. Gene Ontology annotation, cellular component: cytosol; Golgi membrane; Ric1-Rgp1 guanyl-nucleotide exchange factor complex. Lineage: Eukaryota; Viridiplantae; Streptophyta; Magnoliopsida; Fagales; Juglandaceae. The coding region runs from base 221 to 3592 and encodes 1123 amino acids. The transcript is spliced from 23 exons. Gene Ontology annotation, biological process: intracellular protein transport; retrograde transport, endosome to Golgi. Gene Ontology annotation, molecular function: protein binding.